Messenger RNA from Adineta ricciae, 774 nucleotides. Lineage: Eukaryota; Metazoa; Rotifera; Eurotatoria; Adinetida; Adinetidae. The record is from the annotation of a GenBank genome assembly.
AUGAUACUAUUGAUACUCUUUCUAUGCAUUCCAUCCGUUUUAACGACAACAAAUAGUUCAUGGGAAAGUGCUCUCAUAAAUGAACUUCGAUAUUCACAUGAGGGAAUAGUGACUGGUCAAAAGGCGACUUUUCGCUUUAAAAUUGUCAAUUCAACUGCUAAACAGGAAUUAGCUAUUGACUCGUAUUGCUUUUCGACAACGUUCAUCGGCGAAGAAUUUCACGAAAAACGAACGGACUUUGAUGAGAUUCCUACGAGUGAAUCUGAAUAUCAUGGCGCAUUAAAAAUGACUGGUUUAGAAGAAGAAGAAGGUAAUUAUCUCGUAUGUGUUAUCUUUCGAAAUAGUUCAGGUCAUGCAAUUAGUUCCAGUCGAUUCUGCCAUGUUAUAUCUGUAAACGACCGAUGCACAUUAGAACCACCCAAAGGAGAAUUUCAUGAUGGGCGAAUUUUUAUUCUACUGCCAUUUGUGGUUUUCAUCUGGCUCGCUGCGUUUCUCUUCUCGUGCAUUCGAGACUACGUGUAUCGACCACGAACAAUCGACGCGAUAUUAAAAAGUUUACCAAAACAUCAUGCCGACAAUCUCGAGCAGCUCGCACCUGAUGCAGAAAAACGACGUCGACGUAGCACACAACCAGCACUGGGCAAACGUCUACGAGAAGAUUCUGUCCUUUCUUUGUCUUGUGAUCCCUCAGACAAGGACUAUUUCAAUUAUCAUGUAACGAAUAAUGGACCCUUACAGACUGUUGCUGAAGCCGACGACGAAGAAAUGCCUUAA